Rosa rugosa (rugosa rose) is the source of this 2483-nucleotide messenger RNA. RefSeq names its product multisubstrate pseudouridine synthase 7. The coding region runs from base 10 to 2202 and encodes 730 amino acids. Gene Ontology annotation, cellular component: nucleus. The transcript is spliced from 20 exons. NCBI's taxonomy places the organism in Eukaryota, Viridiplantae, Streptophyta, Magnoliopsida, Rosales, Rosaceae. Gene Ontology annotation, molecular function: pseudouridine synthase activity; RNA binding. The record is from RefSeq and is a predicted model, not a curated record. Gene Ontology annotation, biological process: pseudouridine synthesis.
UUGAGUAAAAUGUGGCUUAACCCUGUAUCGUCGUGCUUCCCGAAUCUAAAACCCUACUCCUACUCCUCUUCAACUCCUCCACCACCACCAACCACCACCGUGAAAGCUCUGAUGGCCAUGAAGACUACGGAGGAAUCCGACGUCGGAAUAUUCUGUUACAUCUCUCAACUCCCUGGCUUUCGCGGCAUUCUUAAGCAAAGGUAUUCUGAUUUCAUGGUGAAUGAAGUCGAUACCGAAGGAAAUGUGGUUCAUUUGACCAACUUGGAAGCUCCACCAGAGGUGGUGAAGGAAAAUGGAGCGAAGACGCAGGAUAGUGCAAGUAAAGAUUAUAGUGCUGAAAUCGAAAAGUUUAGGUCUCUUGCUGGUGGUGAGGAUGUUGAGCGAUUGGAAGGUUUGAUCAGCCAGAUUAAUUCUGGAAGUGAAGAUGGUGUUAUGCCUAUUGUUCUUUCGCCAGACUAUGAUAAAGCUCAUCGAACGGCAGUGCAUAAUUUUUUUAAGGAGAACUUAAAGUUCCUUGUCACCGAUGCAGUGGAUGGACCGGAUGCUUCGUCAAAAUGCAUCCGUGUAAGACUAAAUUCAGGAGGGCAGAAUGGCAGAGGCAGGAAUUCGAAAAAGCGAAAAGAAAGGGGUGAUAAACCAUUUGAUAGCAGAGGUACUGAUGACUGGUCAGAGCAUGUUGGCAAGUUCCUAAGGUUUCAUCUUUACAAGGAGAACAAGGAUACACAGGAAGCUUUAGGAAUUAUAGGAAAGAUGCUUGGAAUACAGCCAAGGGCAUUUGGGUUUGCGGGUACAAAGGAUAAGCGUGCUGUUUCAAGUCAAAGGGUAACCGUCUUUAAGCAGUUUGCAAGUAGAUUAGCUGCUCUUAAUGAUAGGUUGAUUGGUAUCAAAGUAGGCGACUUUUGCUAUGUGAAAGAAGGACUUUCUCUUGGCCAACUCCUGGGAAACCGCUUUACAAUUACAUUGAGAGGAGUUGUUGCAGAUUCUGAAGAUACGAUCCACGCAUCUGCAAAUGCCUUAGGAAAACAGGGAUUUGUUAACUACUUUGGUUUACAAAGGUUUGGAAGUGGUUCAGUUCCAACACACCUUAUUGGAGCUUCACUACUGAGAGGAGAGUGGAAAUCUACUGUAAGCAUGAUGCUUGAACCGAGAGAAGGGGAAAGAGAUGUGAUAACGGAGGCACGGAAGUACUACAAGGAAACUAAUGAUAUUGAUGGGACCUUGAGGAAAUUACCUCGACAUCUUGUUGCUGAAAGAGCUAUCCUGCAGUGUCUGAAGAAAUGUCCUGGAAACUACUCUCAGGCUCUGAAAGCUAUUCCCAGAACUUUGAGGAUGAUGUAUGUACAUAGUUACCAGAGCUAUUUGUGGAACCAUGCAGCAAGUAUGAGAGUGCAAAAAUAUGGAACUGACCGAGUUGUGGUGGGAGACUUGGUAUAUUGUAAAGGAAAUGAAACUGAGAAGGUGAUAGGAAUUGUUAGUUCUGAGUGUGUGGAUGAAAAUGUUAAUGAUGAAAACUGUGAUGAUACAUUUGAUCCUAGUCAUUUGGACGACAUAUCAGAAACAAAUAUUCCUGAGGCGAGGGUUAAUGUUGUAAAGGCUGUAACUGCAGAAGAUAUCGACAACGGGAAUUACACGAUUGAUGAUAUUGUCCUUCCUCUGCCAGGAUCAAGGGUCAUCUUUCCAGAAAAUGAUAUUGCUGCUGUUUUUCAUGAUCUAGCAAAGAAGGAUGCGAUCAGCUUGACAGAGAGCGUGCAUAAUGUCAAGGAAUUCUCAAUAACGAAUGUGACUGGAAGUUACAGGCGGGUCUUCCAAAAACCAAUGGACUUUGAAUGGGAAUUACUAAAGUAUAUUGAUGGCAAUAUACCAUUGGUGGAGACAGACUUUGAAAAAAUUGACAAAACCAAGCCUGUGAAUGUACACAAAGAGGACCCAACAAGUGUAAAUGGAGAUGGAAGUUUACAUGAUAGCAUCAAACAGUCAGAGUGCUCUGCCAAUGAAAUAGAACUGCAGAAAAGAGAUAUUGAGGUGGAAGACAAGGGAGAAAAGUUGCCACAAGUUGAAUCUCUCGGUGGCACUAAUUCUCAGGGAACUCAGAUUGCUCUGAAGUUGAGCUUUACUCUCCCAUCAUCUUGUUAUGCAACAAUGGCCAUCAGAGAGCUACUGAAGACUUCGACAUCUGUUGCUUUUCACAAAACCUUGAACUAGAGAGUGCGUUGCUAUGAGUGCAAGGCAUUCAAGAAGGAUAAAUGGGUUUCCUGCUGGUGACUAACAAAUUUGCAGAAGUCGAUAUGACACAGGAGUAAACAAAGUUCACACCUCUUCCAUACAAUGAGAUGAUGCUUUUAUCUGCUUUACAUAGUCAAUGGUAGAACCGCGAAUUGUUUUUGGUUUAAAAUCUGCCUCGGUUACAAACAUACCUGCAUGUCAAUGCAAUGAAAUCCUGUAUUGACAUAGAAAAGUUGGUAUCCCAGUUUACAUUUUUAUCU